Messenger RNA from Carica papaya (papaya), 768 nucleotides. Its product is annotated as cell growth defect protein. Lineage: Eukaryota; Viridiplantae; Streptophyta; Magnoliopsida; Brassicales; Caricaceae. The record is from RefSeq and is a predicted model, not a curated record.
CCCCGUCCUUAACUGCCCUCCCCCGCCACGCUGCUGUAGAGGUUGGAACUCUGCGUUGCAGAAACCCAAUUUACUAUGACGGACGCAAAGAGGCAAGGCUACGCGUGGGCAAUCUCAGCCGGGCUUAAUGCAGCUCUUGCUGCCAUUGCUGCAAAGUUUUUCUUAUCUACGUUCAUCAAAUUCGGUCUAGUUAUAUCAUUUAAUGUGGUUAUGUGGGGAUGUUACAUUAACAGCCUUAGAGCUCUCUCAUCUCUGCAAGCUACAGUGACGAACUUUGCUGCUAACUUCCUCUCUUCAGGUUUAGCCGGCUUCUUCUUGUUCGAGGAAACAUUAUCAUUUAAGUGGUUUGCAGGUGCUUUGCUUAUUGUAGUGGGUGUUCUUGUACUCAGUAAAUCAAGCGUAGAGGAGAAAGCUAGUAUCAAUUAGAAGGUGAGAAGCAUGUCUGCUGCUGCUCUUCAGGUAGUUUUCCAUGUCAUUUCUGGUGAUGCCUUGUGACGAAAGAAAGCCCAAAUUAUUUGUCAAUUCUAUUGCAGGAAAAAUCAUCAGCAAUGCACGUGGGAUUUCUUUCUCUUUAAGUCUGAGCUAAACUAUAAUCUUGUCCUAUAUCUGGAACUGAAAUAUAAUUGCCCUUAGUUUAGCUCCAAACCAGCACCAUUUGUUUUGUGCUAGUUUCGCCCUUGGAGAGCAUUAAGAAUAUGGUACAUUACUUUAUUUCUCGAGUGACUGAAUACCUUAUUAAGGAUAUGUUAGUAACUUCUUUAACCUUGA